AUGUCUUCGAACAACAACGAUCUAAGAAUUGUUUUUGUUGACUCUUCACGACAAGUUUCUCGUAAAAAACUUAUCGAAGAAAUUCAGGCUCUUAAGAGUGAAAAUUCUUCCUUAAAUUCUAAGAUAUCUUCUUUAGAAGCGGAAAUCUCUUCUCUUCGUCAAUCUCAUGAUUCUUGA
This is a messenger RNA of Dentiscutata erythropus, 177 nucleotides long. NCBI's taxonomy places the organism in Eukaryota, Fungi, Glomeromycota, Glomeromycetes, Diversisporales, Gigasporaceae. The record is from the annotation of a GenBank genome assembly.